AUUUUAUUAUAACUACAAACUAUAAACCCUCGAGUUCAUCCCCAAAAUGAGAAACCUCCGACAUCCAUCACGCUGAGACGCGACAAUUUGCCUUCAAAUUGCAGCAUAUGGCAACUCUAUGAUGAGCUGCAUUUCAUAUAUAUCAUCUGCAACUGUAGUUUCACGGAGUAGUCAUGUCGUCAUGAGGAGUUCUUUGUAUGGGUUUUCUAGCAAUUCAUGGAAACGAGGUAUAUGUCAUGCUGGCUUGAGAACGAUUAAAUUAGAUUUCCUCUUCUCAAGAUAUCGUGUUCGGUGCUACUCUGCUCGUCGUGCACGUGGCUCACAACCACCAAAAGUUAACCCUGAAACAUCAAUGGAGGAAGAAAAUAAGGCAUUCUAUGUUGUCCGUAAAGGGGAUGUUAUCGGCAUUUACCAAAAUCUAAGCGAUUGUCAAGCUCAAGUCAGCUCUUCAGUAUGCGAUCCUCCUGUUAGUGUUUACAAAGGUUACUCUUUGCAUAAAGAAACAGAGCAAUUUCUUGGUUCCCGUGGCCUUACAAAUGCUUUAUAUACCAUUCAUGCUUCACAUGUCAAAGAGGAUCUUUUUGGAACCCUUGUUCCUUGUCCUUUCAAUCAACCUGAUGGACUUGCUUUUUUGAUUGAUAAAUCCCAUGAUAAAGCUCAUUCAAAAAGACCAGUGGAAGCAGCAAAUACUGUGGGUGUUAUCGGAUCUAGUUCUGUUUCGACAGAGGUUUUACAGAAACGUCCAAAAUUAGGGCUGGCUAUCGAGGCUCAACCUCUACGUAGUAAAAAAAUGUCCUGCACUGUUGAGUUUGAUGGUGCCUCUAAAGGGAAUCCCGGAAAAGCUGGUGCUGGAGCAAUACUUCGAGCAGAAGAUGGAAGCAUAGUUUCUCGACUCCGCCAAGGAUUGGGCGUUGUUACCAAUAACGUAGCAGAAUAUCGAGGCUUGAUUUUGGGAAUGCAAUACGCUCAUAAGAAAGGAUUCAAGGAAAUAAAAGUGCAAGGUGACUCUAAACUUGUUUGUAUGCAGGUACAAGGUCUUUGGCAAACCAAGAACCAGAACAUGGCUGAUUUGUGCAAAGUAGUGAAAGAACUCAAGGAUAUGUUUGGAUCAGUCCAAAUCAACCAUGUUAGGAGGGAGUUUAACUCGGAUGCUGACGGAGAAGCAAACUUGGCCGUCGAACUUCCUAAUGGUGAAGUUUAUGAGGAAUGUGGAUAGAUUUAACUGAUGCUUUUCAACAUAACACACAAGGAUCAUGAAUGUUUGCUUAAUUAUGUCUUUGAUUCAAUUUCCACAAAAAAAAAAAAGAAGCCAAAGUGAAGACCCUCUUCAUAUUCAUGUGAAGGUAUGAUAUGAAUUCAUUUAGUUGUUGAGUAAUUGUGUAACAAAUUAACAGGAUGUGGCUGUAUUAAUUUUUUUCCCCCAGUCAAUUUGAGUUGUGUUUUUAUUGGAAAUUAGUCCCAAAUAU
Molecule: messenger RNA, 1466 nt
Organism: Dioscorea cayenensis subsp. rotundata (Guinea yam)
Lineage: Eukaryota; Viridiplantae; Streptophyta; Magnoliopsida; Dioscoreales; Dioscoreaceae
Exons: 11
Coding region: 119-1216 (365 amino acids)
Molecular function (GO): RNA-DNA hybrid ribonuclease activity; nucleic acid binding
Source: RefSeq, a predicted model, not a curated record